UACCCAUCAGUGACCAUAAUUUGUCUCUAUGUAAGCAACCUACACCAUACACACGGUUUCAGAAGCUAGAGAAACAUGGAGGGGAUCAUCCACAGAACGGUGACUGUGAAUGGUAUCAACACGCACAUAGCUGAGAAAGGUGAAGGCCCGAUCAUUCUAUUUCUCCAUGGAUUCCCACAGCUCUGGUACUCAUGGCGCCAUCAGAUUCUUGCUUUAAGCUCGCUUGGAUACCGUGCUGUUGCCCCAGACCUUAGAGGGUAUGGUGAUAGUGAUGCUCCAGCUUCAAGCAGUAACUAUACCUCUCUCCACAUUGUUGGUGACCUUAUAGCGCUUAUUGAUCAACUUGGAUCAGAUCAAGUGUUUCUUGUUGCUCAUGAUUGGGGUGCCAUUGUUGGAUGGUACUUGUGCUUGUUCAGACCUGAUAGGGUGAAGGCAUUUGUUUGCCUUAGUUUUCCUUAUAGGCCAAGAAAUCCAAAGAUGAAACCUGUGCAGGGCUUCCGACUUCUCCACGGCGAUGACUACUAUGUCUGCAGAUUUCAGGAACCUGGGGAAAUAGAAGCUGAAAUAGCACGUGUAGGUACUGCAGAAGUUCUAAAGAAAAUUUGGGCAAUUCGCAAACCAGGUGCCCCUUGCAUGCCCAAAGAAAAUGCAUUUGAAAUCAGUCCAGAGAAUCCAGCAACGUUACCCUCAUGGCUUAAAGAAGAAGAUCUUGCUUAUUAUGUCUCCAAAUUUAAUCAGAAAGGCUUCACUGGAGGGUUAAACUACUACAGAGCGCUGGACUUGAACUGGGAGCUCACAGCCUCGUGGAAUGAGGCAGAAGUGAAAGUGCCUGUAAAAUUCGCAAUUGGGGAUAUGGACAUGGUGUAUACAACUCCAGGGAUGAAGGAAUAUAUACACAGCAGUGGUUUCAGGCAUUACGUACCUUUAAUGGAGGAUAUUGUGGUGAUGGAAGGAGUUGGUCACUUCAUCAACGAGGAAAAAGCAGUGGAAAUCAACACUCUCGUUUAUGAUUUCAUCAGGAAAUAUUAAUCACCCUUCGUUGUCUAUUUCCUGGUGCCUAUCUUGUUUUAAGUUCCAAGCUUCCUUUAUCUUUCACCUAGUUAUUUCAAGAUUCCAAUUAUGUUGCCGACUAGCCGGGCACCAUAGAGCACUAAUAGUCCAAUGGAUGUAUGCUUUUAACUAUAUUUGAAGAAUAAAUUCGGCAUCAGUUCAUCACUUCACCAUAAAAA
Molecule: messenger RNA, 1229 nt
Organism: Manihot esculenta (cassava)
Lineage: Eukaryota; Viridiplantae; Streptophyta; Magnoliopsida; Malpighiales; Euphorbiaceae
Product: epoxide hydrolase A
Exons: 3
Coding region: 76-1029 (317 amino acids)
Molecular function (GO): hydrolase activity
Source: RefSeq, a predicted model, not a curated record